GCCCACAAAAUAUAAGUAAAAUAACACAUUUGGACCCCAAUCUAUCAGUUUAAAGUCACAAUACAUCUUGUAAAUAUUCAUCAUCGAUUUCGGAGAGCAUGCUCACCUGUACCUCAGCCUUCUUUCAGAGCCGUCCUUAUUCUGAAGAAAACACCCAAAGUAUUAAACCGGUUGGAACUGGUACAUGUUCGCCAUAUGCCUAUGGCCUAUCUAGCCAAGAAUCAAUUUGUUUUUGUUUCACUGAAUAUGAUAAAUAGAAGCAAAAGCUGAUAUGUCAUCUGCAUUAUUUGAGGAAAGUAACACCAUACUUAAUGCUGUUGCUUCAUUUUUGGGGAGACAACAUCAUGAGAAUAAGCACCAGGAUCAAAAUAUAUCAUCAAAUACUCCUCUUCUUGUUUUGACAAAUAUGCCUGGAAAGGAUUCAUUGCUUGCUAAUGUUAUAAUGGGGAAACUACAUGACAAAAGUAGAACUUUAAAUAACACAGAAGCCACAAGUUUUGAGCAAGUGCAUGCCUUAGCUACAGCAAAUUUAGUUGCAACAACACAACAGAUCAUAGCCAAACAGUUGGAAGAAGAAGAUUCUCUUUCUUGUCAGCAGCCUAAAUUAAAUUCUCAGUUUAGAAAGCAGAAAGUUUUACAGGGAGUGGCUGAACCUAAAGUUAAAAAGAACACAAAGCCAGCACCAGGAAAUAAAUUGUCAGGUAAAUCUGAGAACACUGCUGAUGCUGGAACGCUUCAGAAGGGAAUUGAGCCAAAGAUUUUAGUGUGCUCGUUUGAAGGUUGCAGUAGAAAGUUUUCUGGGCCCAAUCAUCUGAAGUACCACAAGCUCACUCACACCAAUAAUAGACAAUUUAAGUGUCCAGAUGAAUCCUGUGGCAAAAAUUUUUUUACUGCUCAGCAACUCAAAGUUCAUCUCAGGACACACACUGGAGAAAAACCUUUUAAAUGCAAUCAUCAGGGCUGUAAUAAAACAUUCACGACUGUUGGAAAUUUUAAGAAUCAUCUGCGUAUUCAUACUGGUGAACAGCCAUAUGUUUGUGAUGUUGCAAACUGCAAUAAAAGAUUUACAGAACUCUCCAGCUUAAGGAAGCAUGAGUUAACACAUUCAGGAGAUAAACCAUUUGAAUGUGAUAUAUGUGGUAAAAAAUUUACCCAGAGUAGCAGUAGGAGGCAACAUUUAUUGCGCCAUCAAUUGAGUGAUGAAAUUAAAAAUAGCUAUAGACAGAAUGCUAAAAGAAAUGAAGAAAAAGAGGAAGACCAAGUAAUGAUCAAGAAAGACUUAGAUGAUAAAAAUAUUCAGAAUUUACAAGAAGAAACUCAUGCUCUAGAAGUGACCUGUUCACCUCAAGUCCUUGUGCUAAACAGCGGUUAUCAAGUAGCUGUAACAUCCCAGUCAGUUGUACCAGUACAGCAAAUGGAUAGUUCAGAUAACCUCUCAUUUUCUCAUACGCUGUUGCAUUCUGAUGGUCUUGAUGACAAAGCGGAGGAGCUCAUAAUUCUUUCUGAGGCACCAAUAUAUCAACCCAAUGAUAACCAUAGUGAUAUUGUUUACACAUCAGAUAUGUUAGAUCAUGAAGAAGUCACUCACACCGGUUAUGUUUCUUCCCAAGUGGAUUACUCUGCCAUAUCUCACACUAACUUUUCUAAUCAUGAAGAGAUUAUCAACUCUGAUGACUUUAAUUCUCAAGACAUAACACAUCCUGAACAUUAUGCUGGUAAUAAUGAUGACAUUGCCAUCACUGAAUAUGUAACUACAGACUGUAUUUCUAACUACACAGGAUCCAGGGAGUUGGCACAUACAUAUUUGGACUCUGAAGGAAAUAUUGUUCAUACUAGUUUUAUUGGUGCUGAGGAAAUAGCUGUUGCACAUUAUGCAGACAGUCCAGAUGAUAAAAACUCAAUCAGUGUUGAUGUUGUUUCCUUAUUAGAUAUUUCUAAGGAGAAUGCUAAACCUGACAUUGUGAUUAAGAAAGAAGUUUUAAAUUCUACUGGAAUUUCUAGUUUCCCUGAACAUUCCUCAUCGAGUUCAGUAAGUAGCCAUUCUACUGAUACAUUGAGGCAGUCAGACAGAGAAAUUCACAUGGAUCCUAUGAUGGAAUGUGAUGAAGAGCCUGAAAAAACUAAACCUGACAUUGUGAUUAAGGAAGAAGUUUUAGAUUCUACUGGAAUUUCUAGUUUCUCUGAACAUUCCUCAAAUAUUUCAUAUUUGAGUUCCUCAUCAGGUUCAGUAAGUAGCCAUUCUACUGAUACAUUGAGGCAGUCAGACAUAGAAAUUCACAUGGAUCCUAUGAUGGAAUGUGAUGAGGAGCCUGAAAAAAGUUAAAGUUUUGUUCUUGUUGCCUUUCAUAAAAAUUGUGCGUUUUUAAAUAUAUUUAAUACUCUUAAAAAUGUAAUAAAAACAUGUUGAUACUUGCAUACAAGCAGGCAG
Molecule: messenger RNA, 2428 nt
Organism: Physella acuta
Lineage: Eukaryota; Metazoa; Mollusca; Gastropoda; Physidae
Product: zinc finger and BTB domain-containing protein 24
Biological process (GO): regulation of transcription by RNA polymerase II
Cellular component (GO): PcG protein complex; transcription regulator complex; chromatin
Molecular function (GO): DNA-binding transcription factor activity, RNA polymerase II-specific; RNA polymerase II cis-regulatory region sequence-specific DNA binding
Source: RefSeq, a predicted model, not a curated record